Colletotrichum spaethianum is the source of this 561-nucleotide messenger RNA. RefSeq names its product vacuolar protein sorting-associated protein 52 B. The record is from RefSeq and is a predicted model, not a curated record. The transcript has a single exon. NCBI's taxonomy places the organism in Eukaryota, Fungi, Ascomycota, Sordariomycetes, Glomerellales, Glomerellaceae. Gene Ontology annotation, biological process: retrograde transport, endosome to Golgi; Golgi organization; Golgi vesicle transport. The coding region runs from base 1 to 561 and encodes 186 amino acids. Gene Ontology annotation, cellular component: GARP complex; membrane; EARP complex.
AUGUCUACGAUCGCUUCCCCCCGCGAAGCGCCCACCCUCACCCGCCGCGUUUCGGCACAACCGCAUACCCCGACGUCCUCGACCAGACCCUCCCUCGAUGUCCCGCGCUCCCUCAAUAGCUCACCGAACCCAGGUUCAGCCGCGACAUUUGGAAAUGGCACCGGAGGACCGCCAGCCGCAGGACCCUCGAAGCGCGCGAAUCGGGCCGCCCUCCGCGAAUACUACAACCUCAAAAGGGCCGCCGGUGGUGCGCCUUCGCUCGAGGUGACUGAGGAGUCACCCGACCGCAGCGGCAUCGCAGAAUACUCAGAGGUCCCGCCUAGCGAGCUGGACAGCCCAUCCUUCGACGCCGAUGCGUACGUGCGGAAAGCGCUGGCGGAGAACACGCUCGACGAUUUGCUGCGGGUGUACACGCGAGUGCUGGGGGAGAUUCGAGCGCUGGACGCGGAGAAGAAGGCAUUGGUGUACGACAACUACUCGAAGCUUAUCUCGGCGACGGAGACAAUUCGCAAGGUGAGCAUUUAUUUCACACGAAUUUUACUGAACAAGGCGGGUUGCUAA